Messenger RNA from Liolophura sinensis, 1465 nucleotides. Its product is annotated as all-trans retinoic acid-induced differentiation factor-like. Gene Ontology annotation, cellular component: intracellular membrane-bounded organelle. NCBI's taxonomy places the organism in Eukaryota, Metazoa, Mollusca, Polyplacophora, Chitonida, Chitonidae. The transcript has 7 exons. Gene Ontology annotation, biological process: positive regulation of osteoblast differentiation. The record is from RefSeq and is a predicted model, not a curated record. The coding region runs from base 199 to 1044 and encodes 281 amino acids.
AAGGAUGGAUAGGUCGAUACAUACCAUUGGCUGGUUUAGAUUAAUUGGCCAAUCAGGGAGCUCGUUUUAGAGCACACUAGAUCGAUCUCAGCUGCGUUGUCACUAUGGAGAUCUCACUAGCCGCCAGGUAGCGCUGCACAUGUCAUGUGACUAGCGAUCAUUCAAAAUGGCCGAUGAUACCGAGUCGCACAUCGAAUAAUGGAACCUAAAAUUAACUUCAUUUUCAUUAUUGUUCACCUUGUUUGGAACAUUUGUUUGGCAAAUUCGUCAAAUAAGACAUUGAUAGAAGUGUGCUCACACCUUUGCCCAGGGCCUCUGAGAAACAGUAGUGUGGUAAAGCAGAAUUGUGAACAUAAUGUCAUCUUGGAUCGGUGUUGUUUAAACAGUUCAGUCUCGCCUUUUCAUGAUGAAGGUGUUCUUGGGAUUGACCUGAGUGGAUGUCAUCUUCAUCACCUGAACAGCUCUCUUCAACACUUCACACAUGUCAGUACAGUAGUUUUAGAUGACAAUCCCUUAGAGCAAAAGGAUGUUAAUGAUAGCCAGUUUUAUGGCUUAUCCAUGAUGGAUUAUUUAAGUUUGCCCUCUACAUUAAAUUGCCCGGGUGGUAACGAGUCCUGGGAGAUGUCGAAGUAUUUGCCUCAGAAAACUGUGUGCCAGGGACAACUGGACCUGUGUACUGUAGAUAACUUCACCUGUCCACACCAUUCCCAUUGUCUUCCUCGUGGCCCUGGGCUCAAGGAUUGUCUUUGUGAUGGUGGUUUCUAUGGUUACAAGUGCUUAAGAUCUGGACAUUUUCCCACAGAGUGGUACCUGAUAGGUCUCUGUAGCAGCACUGUGGCUGUCUCUGCACUACUCUGGUGCACACAACGACGACACGUCAUCCAGCAAGAAGCAGAGAUGAUGACCCAGAUGAAUCUCCAGGAAAUUCAGGAUCACCAUGUCUUGACUUUAAUGUUCAUGCUGAUCUUUCACCAAGUACGACCAAAAAUUGUCAAUGUUGCCUUAUCGUUUAUUGUUGCUUUUAUCAUUUAUGGUUUGCACUGACCUUAAUACAACAACUUCUCAGUGUGGUGGUCUUGCAAAUUAUGGCUGCGACAGGCUGUUGACUUGACCUUUAAGGUGACAAGUAAUGCUGCUUAGGACCCAGAGCAACCAAAACUUGAUAAGAUCAAAAGGUUUUAAAUAGAUGAUAAGAAAGACUAGUAAUACACCUACACGUAGGUCAGGGUACAAUGGGACAUCAUUCUGUUGUUUAGCUAAAAACCUCAUUGCUUUGCUGAGGGUACAUAUAAUCAGGUGGAACAUAAAGACAAAAGAUGACACCUGAGGCAUACACCUGUUGAAUAUACAUAGUAGUGAUCUAUUUUUUCCAUCAAGGAACACUUUUGUACCGACCCAUUUGGUGAUGUAUUCGUAUACAACAGUGCACUAUUUCACCUCUCGAUUACCAAUAUAUAUAUAUAUA